Messenger RNA from Epinephelus lanceolatus (giant grouper), 1113 nucleotides. Lineage: Eukaryota; Metazoa; Chordata; Actinopteri; Perciformes; Serranidae. The record is from RefSeq and is a predicted model, not a curated record.
AACAUUCAUUCCCACCCCUCGAGUGAGUGCCAGAGAGUUUCUUGAUGUCGACAGGUUUGCUGAUGUGGCAGAAUAUGAGGAUGGAAGCUGAGUAAACUGCAUCCUGUAAAAACAACAACAACGAGAAAACAUUGAAACAUUGUGAGAAUGGACGAGUCUUUCGAUCCACUCAAGUGCAACGAGGACCUACCUUCCUCACCUGGGUGCCACAUGGAUUAUGAUGACCUGCCAGAGCUGCAGGAGGUGGAGGAGGACCAGAGGUCUCCAGGGUUAUUUCAGGUUGGAGCAGGAGUGUCUCACCAGGAGCUCAGCUGCUCCCCCAGCACCAACUGGCUCGCUGAGCUGGCCAACAUUGCCACCAGUCCUCAGAGCCCCCUGUUGAAGAGCGCCCCACACAAGAGAUCAUCUCCAGUCCACAUCUUUGGCAACAGUAAUAGUUUACAUUCCUACGCCCGUCCCCCAUUAGCCAGCAGUGCACCCAACCCAUCCAGAGGCCACCUCAGGGAGCGCAGGCGUGUCAGGGCCAGCAGUGAAUCAGAGUCUGGAGUUUUCUCAAUGUCCUCAUCUUUUUCUGAUGAUGAAGACAUGGCCUGGUCUCACUCCUGGCCCACCACAGCCUGGCACUGCUUCCUUAAAGGAACUCGCCUGCGCUUUCAUCGGGGUCCUAAUGUGGAGUGGCAGGAGGCUGAUGAACUUGGGGAUUCUGAUGACGACUCAGAUGAUGAAACCAUGAUGCCAUCCUCCUCUUCCUCCUUUCUCAAGAGAUAUGGUUCAGAGGGGCUGCGGUUGGUGAGCCACGAAGAGACGGUUUCUUUUGGCCAGGCAGUUCUCAAACUGACCUUUGACCCUGGUUCAUCUGAUGAUGGUCUUUUAACAGCUGAAUGCAGAUUGGAUCACCCUUUUUUUGUAAAAAAUAAAGGGUGGUCCUCUUUUUAUCCGAGCCUUACUGUGGUGCACCAUGGGAUCCCUUGCUAUGAGAUGCAGCUGGGCAACGUGUGCCUGCCACCAAACCACCCAGAAGCCAUUAACUGCGACGACUCUGUUGUCUUUGAUACUUUCAGAAGGUAUGCUCCUGUAACUGAUGUGAUCUUACUCUGUGUAAUGAAGAGUUAA